Arabidopsis lyrata subsp. lyrata is the source of this 1674-nucleotide messenger RNA. Its product is annotated as squamosa promoter-binding-like protein 9. The coding region runs from base 395 to 1486 and encodes 363 amino acids. Lineage: Eukaryota; Viridiplantae; Streptophyta; Magnoliopsida; Brassicales; Brassicaceae. Gene Ontology annotation, cellular component: nucleus. The transcript has 3 exons. Gene Ontology annotation, molecular function: DNA binding. The record is from RefSeq and is a predicted model, not a curated record.
AAAAAAAAAGAGAAGAAGUAUGUGUACAUGAAAGACCUCUCCAAUGUUCACUUGCUCCAGUUUCUCCAAGAUUAGAAACUGCUACGUCUCUCUCUAUAUCUCUCUCGUUUUGCUAUGUGGUAAUUAACAACAGACAACAGUUUUUGUUUGUCCGUACCGUUUUACUUACUCUCUCACUGUCUUUGUCUAUUACCAAUCUCGUCUCUUUCUUUUUUCCUUCUGUUGUGUUUCUCUCUCUCUCCUUUCUCUAAACCCAAAACAGUCAAAAUCAGGGAAGCCAAAAUUUUCUUUGCUUUCUUCUCCUUUGGUCCUUUCUUUAAACCCGAGACAGUUAGGUUUGUGAGAGAGAGAAUGAUGAGAAAAGCCCUUUCUGUCUGAGUAAGAGGAAACCAAAAUGGAGAUGGGUUCCAACUCGGGUCCGGGUCAUGGUCCGGGUCAGGCAGAGUCUGGUGGUUCCUCCACUGAGUCAUCCUCUUUCAGUGGAGGGCUCAUGUUUGGCCAGAAGAUCUACUUCGAGGACGGUGGUGGUGGAUCCGGGUCUUCUUCCUCUGGUGGUUCAAACAGACGUGUCCGUGGAGGCGGGUCGGGUCAGUCGGGUCAGAUACCAAGGUGCCAAGUGGAAGGCUGUGGAAUGGAUCUAACCAAUGCAAAAGGUUAUUACUCGAGGCACAGAGUUUGUGGAGUGCACUCUAAAACACCUAAAGUCAUUGUCGCUGGUAUCGAACAGAGGUUUUGUCAACAGUGCAGCAGGUUUCAUCAGCUUCCGGAGUUUGACCUAGAGAAAAGAAGUUGCCGUAGGAGACUCGCUGGUCACAAUGAGCGACGGAGGAAGCCACAGCCUGCCUCUCUCUCUGUGUUAUCUUCUCGUUACGGGAGGAUCGCACCAUCACUUUACGGAAAUGCUGAUGCUGGAAUGAAUGGAAGCUUUCUUGGGAACCAAGAGAUGGGAUGGCCAAGUUCAAGAACGUUGGAUACAAGAGUGAUGAGACGGCCUGUGUCAUCACCGUCGUGGCAGAUCAAUCCAAUGAAUGUAUUUAGUCAAGGUUCAGUUAAUGGAGGAGGGACAAGCUUCUCAUCUCCAGAGAUUAUGGACACUAAACUAGAGAGCUACAAGGGAAUUGGCGACUCAAAUUGUGCCCUCUCUCUUCUGUCAAAUCCACAUCAACCACAGGACAACAACAACACAUGGCGAGCUUCUUCAGGUUUUGGCCCCAUGACGGUUACAAUGGCUCAGCCACCACCUGCACCUGGCCAGCAUCAGUAUCUGAACCCGCCUUGGGUAUUCAAGGACGAUGACAAUGAUAUGUCUCCUGUUUUGAAUUUGGGUCCGUACACCGAGCCAGAUAAUUGCCAAAUAAGCAGUGGCACAACAAUGGGUGAGUUCGAGUUAUCAGACCACCAUCAUCAAAGUAGGAGACAGUACAUGGAAGAUGAGAACACAAGGGCUUAUGACUCUUCUUCUCACCAUACCAACUGGUCUCUCUGAGAGAAUCUUCUUACAAUGAACGAUUCUGCAAUAUCUUAUCUUUUGUUUUUUUUUUUUUUCUUUCUGUUAUCUGCUAUUAAUAAACCAGACAAUUGUGGCCAGAGAAUGGCUUUUGAUUUUUUUUGUUAUGCGUGUUGUUGUUUUAUCGCCAUGAAAUCAAAGUUAUGAGAUCAUUCUUAUCUUUAUAA